Symsagittifera roscoffensis is the source of this 4271-nucleotide messenger RNA. Its product is annotated as protein VAC14 homolog. Gene Ontology annotation, biological process: phosphatidylinositol biosynthetic process. The transcript has 18 exons. NCBI's taxonomy places the organism in Eukaryota, Metazoa, Xenacoelomorpha, Acoela, Convolutidae. The coding region runs from base 78 to 3218 and encodes 1046 amino acids. Gene Ontology annotation, cellular component: endosome membrane; PAS complex. The record is from RefSeq and is a predicted model, not a curated record.
CCUAAUUGUUGUGAUAAACUUAUUAAAUAGGCGGUAUGACGUGAAUGUGGAAAUUUCCUAUUAAGUAGAGUCGAGUGAUGUCAGCAUCCAUUCAUAGCAACGCCAGCCCAAUGACGACCUCUACUUCCUACCCGUCCGAACCAGCUGGAACUGGCAAUUACCAAAAUAGUGGGGCGAUGGGUAUGAGCUCAGAUGUAAACUACUCGCCCCUCCCACCGAGCAUCGCAAGAAACCUAAACGAUCGUUUAUACGAAAAAAGAAAGCAAGCGGCCCUAGAAAUUGAAAAGCUAGUGCGCGGCUGGGUGAGCACAGAACACCCGAAUCAGUGCAAGAAUUAUGUGCAGAUGCUCAUUUCAUGCCUUCAAAAAGAGUAUUUAUAUAGAGGCAGCAAUCCACACACUAGAAAGGGAGGCCUCAUAGGUCUAGCAGCCACUGCGAUUGCCCUUGGAUACAAAGAAGUUCACGUGCACCUUGUUAGUCUUAUCAACCCUGUGGUGGAUUGCUUCAAUGACCAGGACCCACGUGUGAGGUAUUAUGGCUGUGAGGCUCUAUUCAACAUCUCCAAGGUGGCCAGAGCCCACAUCAUGCCCCACGUGGGAAAGAUAUUCGACGGACUUUGUAAGCUGGCAGCAGAUGAAGAUGCUAAUGUGAGGAAUGGGACAGAAUUACUGGAUAAACUAAUGCAAGACACAGUGGCAGAACAUGUGGAUAAGUUCGACGUCAUCACAUUUGUCCCCAUGCUCACCGCCAAGCUGAAGAGCAACGACAAACAAAUCGCUCUGUUCCUCGUCAAAUGGAUAGUGGCGCUGAACAGUCGUCCGAACUCACACCUACUGAAGUACCUGCCCCAACUGCUGGAAGGUCUGUUCGGGUUCUUGGCUCUAGACGAUGAAGUGGUGUACAAGGCGACGGAGGAAUGUCUGAAGGAGUUCCUGAAUGAAGUGAGGGAGAGACCGGAGAGUGUCCAGUAUGCAUCCAUGGUCAACACAAUUGUCUACCACUCAAAACCAAACCCUUAUUUCGGCUUCGACCAAUUGACAGCAAUCGGCCAUGCAAAUCGAGCACGAGAACUUCGAGUGCAGAAGAUGGCGUUGUUGUGGCAGAGUGAGUUUGUCAAGUGUGCUGGCAGGGAGAUGCUCCCUUUCCUGUCCAACAUGCUCCAGGCCAUCCUCCCCAUCCUCUCACUCAGUACAGAGUCAGUCACAGCCGAACUAGUCAGACUGGCACACGAGGUGAACUCUGACUUGCAGCAUCUAAUCACAGAAGCAGACGAUGCGCCAGACUCCAGAAUGGGAAUGGGAAUGGGAAUGGUCACCACAUCGCCGGGAAGUGCAGGAGCAGCGGGUAACUUCACAUCUCUCCAGGUCAUCACAAACCACACUGGGGCAGCCAACAUCAACCACAGCGGAGGGGGAGGGGGAGGGGGAGUUGCCGAGAGUCUGACGUCAGUGUCUUCCAGCUCAAUCGACGAUCAGGACAGUUUAGAACAGAUUCGCUCCAGACCCGGAGGUCCAGAUAGCAAUGGUCCCACACUGGUCACCUUUGGCAUCGGAGCAGUGGAGCAACAUCACUCUGACCAACAUCACAGCCAACAGCAGCAGUCCACCAGACUAGUACCUCAUCCAGUCCAUGCGCCACAGGCCAUACAUCCACACUCCCAUCAUGUCCAGCUAGAUGUCAAGGAUACUGUGGACACUUUGGCCCAACUGAUCAACCAGAACCAGGGCCAGAAUAAACUCAUCCCCACCCAGGAGGCAUGUCUCGACUGGCUCUUCAAGCUAUACUCCACAGUGCCCCACAAGAUGUUCAUUUGCACAGAGAACAUCUUCCCCACUCUGAUAGCCCUGGUGCGCACCCCCUCCUCCGCCUCAGAGAGGGACCACAGCAGUAGGGACACCGCCUCCUCACACCUCCACCACAGGGACACGCCGCACCACUCCACGGUGCAUGAGAAAGUGUUGAAAGUGCUAGCAGAGAUUGCCUCCUCAGCUGCAGCUCCUCUGGAGACCUCCUCGGACAUCACCUGUCCCUCCCAGAGGAACGUCUACUUCCGAUCACUCCUCCGCAGACUUCUCGAGAGCUUCGCUGCUUAUCCAGACUUAACAGAACUGGACAGGUCACACGGACUAUUCAUCAUCAGGAAUCUGUGUGCCCUAUUGUCUGCCCGUGACGUCUAUCGCACGCUGUCCGAACUGCUCCUUCUGAGAGUGACUGCAGUACACCACGAGGAUGGACAGGAUAGACAGUUUGUGUCUAAGAUGGUCAACCUACUCAACACUAUCCUCAUGACCACACACGAACUGUACCAUUUGAGGGAUGAGUUGAAACACUUUAAACUGCCCGACACUCGAGAUCUGUUCACGUGUGUAUACCGCACCUGGUGUCUAUGUCCAGUAGCUGCUGUCUCUCUCUGUCUCCUCUCUGGCAAGUACAGACACGCGUGCAGACUACUCCACCUAUUCGGCUCACUGGAGAUAGACGUGGACAUCCUGAAUGAAGUGGACAAAUUAGUACAGCUGCUAGAGAGUCCCAUCUUCGCCAACCUGAGACUACAGAUGCUAGAAAUGAGUGACAGUGAACAGCCGCACCUAGUGAAGGCCAUGUACUCUCUGUUGAUGCUACUCCCCCAGACAGCCGCCUACUCCCUCCUCAAAGACAGACUCUCAUGCAUACCCUCCCCACAACUCAUGCCAACAGGGGGGUGCACCAGUAAUAGAAGUGGGGGUGGGGGUAUGAAUACUAACAGAAGUACAACUAUGGUGCCCAAUUCAGAAGGGGGAGGGGGCGGAGAUGAUGAGUUAACUGCGGCGACCAAAAGUCCUCUUUGCAAUGGACCUUCGGAGUUAGAUUCAGUGCACAACAUGAAAAACGAUCUCCAUGAUAGAAACACUAUGUCGCCCUCAGCUUCACACGGACACCACGAAGACAUCGAUUCAGACGCCCUGUUAGACUACUUCCGCGCAUUCAAUGUCGCCUCAGAUGGAACCCCCAACGGACUGUACACCACCUCAACUGUACCCCUUCACAGCACCCUAAGUCCAGUAGGAGGAAUAGGGGGAGGGGGAGGACUAGGAAUGAACAGGGGGCCUCCUCAGAAUCACAUGAACUACUUCCGACCCUUGCAGAAGCCACAAGUAGUGAGUAGUCAAAGUCAACCCCCCAAUUCACACAUGUACGACCCAACUACACAAGGAAGUACGACAGUAUCCGACGUUUAAAAAAUGUCCAAACUGUUAAACAGCUGUUGUCAUAGACUGUGUUUUGUAGUUAAUGCCACAUUGUUGGCAUUCUCUUUUUCGGUAAACAAUUCCAAGCCAGAUUAAUAAACAUAAUUUUGCUCAAAUAUUUUUUCAAUAUGAUGCUUAAAUUAAACGAUUUUGUCAACAAGCUGGCAUUAACUGUGAAAUUGAUGUUUUGACUGCAUUUUAAACUCAAUAUUGAAUGUAAUUAUACAAGCGUAGCUUGUCUUUUUAAAAUUGUCUUGACUUUAAAAGUUGUCCAUUUCCUUGUGAAUCUUUGCUUCAUUAUUGUGGUAGUGAUUUUUGACUACCUGAAUCAUUGUAGUUGUAAUAAAAACAAGGUUUGCCAUAAAAUUAACUGGAAUUAGAAAGAAGCAAAGAAAAGCAAUUAUCACAUCCAAGCUAGAAGACCGUUACUUACAAAAUUAGAGCUCAAUACAAGCAGCAAAUGUCAUCCCAGAUAUUUCAUAUUUUAUGCCAUUUUGAUGGUGUAUUCGAAACAUUACUACUUGCAAUUUCACAAUUCUGCCCAAUGUGCUGUAUAUUGCGAUAGACUCCAAAAAUAAUUAUUGUUUUUCAACUCAUUAAAUUUACAAUGUCGUUUAUAGUAGUUUAAAGUGAAUCUACUGACCUAACCAUAAAAAUUAAACGGAACUGAAGAAACAAUAAAAAAAAUAUUGAUUAUGCUAGCAGCAUCUGUUUACAAAUUCAAGUUUUUAGUCUAAUCUUCCUUCUCAUUGAUAAUUCAGGAAUCGUCUCAUCAAAAAGAUUUUGAUUAGUUCAGUUAUCAAUUAACAAUUGUUUGUUUUUAUGGAAAUAUUUACUAUUUGGUUUGUUGAAAAGUAGUGGUUUUAACCGUCUUUCUACUUUUUAUAUCUGAUCGAAGUUAUGUUCUUACACACAUUGCAUUUUUAGUGAAACCGAAAUUCGAGGCGUAUUUUCUCAUGUCAAAAUUGAUGAAAGAACAUCUUCUCAGAUUUGGAAAUCUCGUAUUUUUGCCAAAUCUUCUAAUUUAUGCAGUAAGUUUGAAAU